AUGGGUUCAAGGCUGUUGUCCCUUCUGGCCAUUGCCGGUGUCAGCUAUGCGACCUCUCAGGCCUCGUGCAAGUGUACUCCAAAUGACUCGUGUUGGCCUUCUGUCGAUGCUUGGAAUGCCCUCAACACCACGGUAUCCGGGAAACUGAUCCACAAUCUCCCAGUGGCUAUUUCGUGCUACCCCGGUACUUACCAGAACGCCGAGGAAUGUGCCCGUGUCUAUUCGCAAUGGUCCGAUUCUCUAUUUCAAGAGCUUUCCCCGGUCGGAUACGUUUACCCCACGGACGUGCCCUGCCCUCCCGUUGACCUGAGCGCGGGCCAAGAACCUGGAACGUGCAUUCUGGGACCUGCCCCAGUGUAUACGAUCAACGCAACAGAGCCAGCCCAGCUAGCUGCUGGCAUGGCAUUUGCCCAAAAGAACAAUAUUCGCCUGGUCAUCAGGAAUACGGGACAUGAUUUGUUGGGAAAGAGUUCGGGCUAUGGAGCACUGCAAAUUUGGAUCAAGUAUAUUCAGGAAGGAAUUGACUUCCACGAGACUUACACUCCUUCCGAUCAAUGCGCAAGCUGCGAUUGGACAGGCUCUGCAAUCACAAUUGGUGGAGGAUACGUGUGGGAAGACGUGUAUGAAGUGGCCUUUAAGCGAAAUUUCACCGUUGUUGGUGGAGGUGAUCCGACCGUUGGCUGCAUUGGCGGUUACACACAGGGAGGCGGUCACUCGCCAGCUAGCCAUGACUACGGUCUUGCUGCGGAUCAAGUCCUCGAAGCUCAAGUUGUGCUAGCCAAUGGCUCUAUUGUUACGGCUAAUGCUUGCCAAAAUUCGGAUCUCUACUUUGCCAUUCGCGGCGGUGGAGGUGGUAGCUAUGGUGUCGUUACCUCGAUGACGGUCAAGGCAUACCCCAGCAAAUCCAUCGUGGCACAAUCCCUUACAAUUGUCCCGCUGAGCGAAGAUACUGAUCCACUACUCGAAGCUAUUACCGAUGUCUACGAGCAAUAUCCCAGCGUCAUGGAUCAGGGAUUCUCGGGUUACGGUUCCUGGGCUAUCAACGCCCCCACGAAACUCUUCGGUAACGAGACCAUUGGCUAUGUUCAUGCCACUGCGGUUAUGGGCAAGUCGCUCGCUGAUGCUCAGGAAAUCUUUGAGCCGCUUUUGAAAACUCUACAGCAGUAUAACGGUACUUCGCUUCAUGUGUCCGUCUCAUGGUAUGAGUUCCCAACAUAUGCAGCCUAUUACCGGGCUAUGUCGGGUUCCAAGCAAUCUGUCACAUCGGGAAACAAUGCUUUGUCUUCGCGAAUGAUGGGGAAAACUGCUUUGACGUCUAGUCGGACUCGCCUGCGUGCCAUGAUCGGAGUCGUUGCAGGUAAAACCACUGAAUAUGCGAUCAAUAAUGUGGUACUUGCUGGUGGCGGCAAGGUCCUCACCGAUGGCAGUGAUAAAUACUCUGGCCUCAACCCUGCGUGGCGCUCGACCUAUAUCAUGCAUGUUGUCGCCAGGGGCUGGGCAGACGAAUCCACUGCCCAGUCUGUGAAGGAUGAUAUCACAUACAACAAAGGAAGAGCCAUGGCCCUACUGACACCAACCCUCGGCAGUUACUUGAAUGAGGCCGACCGCAACGAUCCCCUGUGGGCUAUCAAUUUCUAUGGUACCAACUAUCUUCGGCUGGCAGUGAUCAAGAAGAAGUACGAUCCAACGGGUCUGUUCUACUGCCCGACUUGUGUGGGCAGCCCUUCGUGGUAUCAGCAGUAUCUUCCAGGCACACACUGGGGUCCCUUGUGUCCAACCGGGCUUUGA
Messenger RNA from Penicillium paradoxum, 1788 nucleotides. RefSeq lists its product as uncharacterized. The transcript is spliced from 5 exons. Gene Ontology annotation, molecular function: FAD binding; oxidoreductase activity. The coding region runs from base 1 to 1788 and encodes 595 amino acids. NCBI's taxonomy places the organism in Eukaryota, Fungi, Ascomycota, Eurotiomycetes, Eurotiales, Aspergillaceae. The record is from RefSeq and is a predicted model, not a curated record.